Molecule: messenger RNA, 1000 nt
Organism: Tarenaya hassleriana
Lineage: Eukaryota; Viridiplantae; Streptophyta; Magnoliopsida; Brassicales; Cleomaceae
Product: 28 kDa ribonucleoprotein, chloroplastic
Exons: 4
Coding region: 90-851 (253 amino acids)
Cellular component (GO): cytosol
Molecular function (GO): mRNA binding
Source: RefSeq, a predicted model, not a curated record
UCACCUUAUCCAAAAUCUCCCCACAACAUCUCUCACCUCUCUCUCUCUCUGUCUCUCACUCUCUCUCUGGCUGUCUCUCCGACCAAAAAAUGGCUGCUUCAACAGCAGCGAUCUCAAUCCCCACGUUCAAACUCCAUGAAACCAAGCUUCGUUUUGGAAACCCAUCUAACCCUAUACGCCUUAGGCUUCACUGCCCUACACUAACCCUCUCUUCUUCCCAUCACCGCCGGAGAUUCAAUGCGUCUCCGGAGAUCGCCGCCGUCGCCGCCGUGGAAGAGGAGGAGAAGGAGGAGCAAAUAUCCGAGACUCCAGAGGAUGGCGGCGUGAAUACUAAGCUUUACUUUGGAAACUUGCCUUAUAGUGUGGACAGUGCCACUCUUGCUGGUCUCAUCCAAGAUUUUGCCAAUCCUGAGCUCGUCGAGGUUCUCUACAACAGAGAAACGGGGAGAAGUCGGGGGUUUGCCUUUGUGACAAUGAGCAGCGUCGAUGAUUGCAACGCCGUUGUCGAAAAUCUUGAUGGAAGUGAGUAUAUGGGUAGAACUCUGAGAGUGAACUUCUCGGACAAACCAAAGCCGAAAGAGCCGUUGUACCCCGAAACAGAGUACAAACUAUUCGUAGGUAACCUGUCGUGGUCGGUGACGUCAGAAAGCCUAGCUCAAGCUUUCCAAGGACAUGGGAAUGUCGUCGGGGCGAGAGUUCUGUACGAUGGGGAGACUGGGAAGUCAAGAGGGUAUGGUUUCGUGUGCUACUCUUCCCAAGCAGAGAUGGAAGCUGCUCUUCAAUCCCUCAAUGGAGUGGAACUAGAGGGUCGGGAGAUGCGGGUAAGCCUGGCUCAAGGGAAGAAGUAUUGAUUGAGACAUUAACAUUAAAUGAAGCUGAGGGGGAAACCCUAAUCAUAUCUAUCCUCUAAACCCCUUUGCCCUUUUCAUGUGCAUAUGAUUCUGAUAAAUAUAUUAACAUUCAUUUGGUGAUUGAUAUGAAACCAAACCGACAAGACCAA